AUCAACCAAUCAGUAAUCACUAGUUUCUGUUUACAAUUUUCUUUCAGCUUUGAAUUUGUUCAGCAAACUUGCCGCGCAGUAACCGCAAAUUACAGUAGGUGCUUAUCUGUUGUGUAGUGAAGUUGUGUUUUGCGAAUAAAAGUGGAUAGUUUAAUCGGCGGAAAAUAUGCUUCGAAAAUUGAGUAAAGUUGUACAGACACAAAAAGCCAAGUUCGCAACAGCGGCUGCUGCCGCUCCGCAUACGAGCCCCGAAAUAUUGUACACUGGGCUAUUCAUCAACAAUGAAUGGGUGAAAUCCACUGAUGGCAGAACAUUCAAAACUGAGAACCCGACCAACGGAAAGGUGAUCGCAGACGUCCAGCAGGCGGGAAAAGCGGACAUAGAUAAAGCGGUUAAAGCUGCAAAAGAUGCGUUCAAGCUGGGGUCAACAUGGCGGCAAAUGGACGCAUCGCAGCGCGGCUACCUUAUCAACAAGCUGGCGGAUCUUAUCGAGAGGGACCGGGCUUACUUAGCUAGUCUAGAAACCCUAGACAACGGCAAACCGUAUCUAGCGUCGUACUACGGCGAUGUCGCAUCGGUUAUCAAGAACCUGCGAUACUACGCCGGCUGGGCAGACAAGAACCACGGCAAAGUGCUGCCCACUGAUGGGAAGUACUUCGCCUACACGAGACACGAACCCGUCGGCGUGUGCGGUCAAAUAAUCCCGUGGAAUUUCCCACUGCUGAUGGCCGCUUGGAAGCUGGGCCCCGCGCUAGCUGCUGGAAAUACACUGGUACUAAAGCCCGCAGAGCAGACUCCGCUCACUGCACUCUACAUUGCACAACUCGUCAAGGAAGCCGGUUUCCCAGCUGGGGUGGUGAACGUGGUCCCAGGCUUCGGAGACGCCGGUGCAGCUAUCGUUGACCAUCCCGAUGUCGACAAGGUCGCCUUCACUGGUUCAACUGACGUUGGCAAAUUGAUCCAACGUAACGCGGCGGGCACUGUGAAACGUAUAACUCUGGAGCUAGGAGGGAAGUCUCCCAACAUCGUGUUUGCGGACUCCGAUCUGCCCUACGCGGUGGAACAGUCACAUAUGGCGUUAUUCUACAACAUGGGACAGUGCUGUUGUGCCGGUUCACGCACUUUCGUAGAGGACAAGAUCUACGACAAGUUCGUGGAGAUGUCGGCUGCGCGCGCAGCCAGGCGCGUGGUGGGGGACCCGUUCCGCCCCGACACGGAGCAGGGACCGCAGAUCGACGGUGAUCAACAUGAGAAGAUUCUGGAUCUCAUCGAAACGGGCAAGAAGCAAGGCGCGAAGUUGAUGACUGGAGGCUUCCGCCACGGCAAGGAGGGCUAUUUCGUGCAGCCAACCGUCUUCGCUGACGUAAAAGACGAUAUGGAAAUCGCAAGAACUGAGAUCUUCGGUCCCGUACAGACGAUCUUAAAGUUCUCCCAGCUGGACGAAUUAUUGGAGCGCGCCAACAGCUCGGAGUACGGGCUCGCUGCAGCUGUGUUCAGCAAGGACAUCGAUAGGGUUAAUUAUCUUGUACAGGGUCUACGUGCGGGCACGAUAUGGGUGAAUGACUACAACGUGUUUGGUAACCAAGUUCCAUUCGGCGGGUACAAACAAUCUGGCAUCGGGCGAGAAAACGGUCCCUACGGCAUCAAGAACUACACAGAAGUUAAAGCUGUUGUUGUUAAGCUCACAGAAAAGAAUUCGUAAAGUUAGUGAUCAUGUCCUAAUAACCUCCUGACACUAAUAUCAACUAAUACUAGUUAUAAAUAUUUUUUUCAUAGCCGAAAAACUUAAUGUAUACCGUCAGAAAUGGGAUACACAAACGUAGUUGUAGAUAUAUCACACUGGCUGGUUAAACCAUUUUACAUAAACAAACCAUAUUGCUUAAGAGUUAAAACUCAAUUCUUUCAAACCAAGUUCGAAACAUACCACGUAUAUUAUCAAAAUUAAGCUUAAUUUGCUUGCUUUUGAGGAGAUGUUGACUUUACAAUGAAUAAUUGUAA
This is a messenger RNA of Pararge aegeria (speckled wood butterfly), 1998 nucleotides long. It is a transcript of the gene Aldh, whose product is annotated as aldehyde dehydrogenase, mitochondrial. Bases 167 to 1702 code for a protein of 511 amino acids. The record is from RefSeq and is a predicted model, not a curated record. The transcript is spliced from 11 exons. Lineage: Eukaryota; Metazoa; Arthropoda; Insecta; Lepidoptera; Nymphalidae. Gene Ontology annotation, molecular function: aldehyde dehydrogenase (NAD+) activity.